Molecule: messenger RNA, 3555 nt
Organism: Oncorhynchus keta (chum salmon)
Lineage: Eukaryota; Metazoa; Chordata; Actinopteri; Salmoniformes; Salmonidae
Gene: slc29a1a
Product: solute carrier family 29 member 1a
Exons: 13
Coding region: 215-1576 (453 amino acids)
Biological process (GO): uridine transmembrane transport; nucleoside transmembrane transport
Cellular component (GO): plasma membrane
Molecular function (GO): nucleoside transmembrane transporter activity
Source: RefSeq, a predicted model, not a curated record
GUUGUGCAACAGAAACGGUCAACGGUUUCCGUUACAAGAUGUAAUGAAUACACCCCCUGUCAUUCCAUGAGCUGGGGGAGAUCCAUGCGACUCCUCACUAUUUCGUAAAUUCGGAAUCUAAUCUGGACAGCGUUGAGGAUAGACUACUCUUCUCACGCUAAGUACCCGUGACACAUUUUGACUUCAGAGCUGGUUCCUGCAGUACUUCAGGACAAUGACGGCCAUCAAUGCUCCACAGGACAAGUAUAAUGCGGUGUGGAUAAUUUUCUUCAUCCUUGGCUUGGGAACCCUCCUGCCAUGGAACUUCUUCAUGACUGCAACCAUGUACUUCACCAGCCGACUGAAGGACCCGGCCAUCGAAGGCUCAGUGAAUCUGACGGUAGUGGAGGCAGACACGAGGAAUGUCCUGGAGUCCAAGUUCAACAAUGUGAUGACCCUGUGUGCCAUGGUGCCCCUGCUCAUCUUCACCUGCCUUAACUCCUUCAUCCACCAGAGGAUCCCUCAGAAUUGGCGUAUCGCCGGCUCCCUGUCUGUGAUCCUGUUGGUGUUCCUGUUGACGGCGGUGCUGGUCAAAGUGGACAUGAGCCCUCUCCCCUUCUUCUGUCUCACCAUGAUCAAAAUUAUCUGCAUCAAUUCGUUUGGGGCAGUGCUGCAGGGCAGUUUGUUUGGUCUGGCUGGGAUGCUGCCGGCCUCCUACACUGCACCUAUCAUGAGUGGACAGGGCCUCGCCGGGACCUUCGCUGCCUUCUCUAUGAUCUGUGCCCUGGCCAGUGGCUCGGCCCUACAGGACAGUGCCUUUGGCUACUUCAUCACAGCGUGCGUGGUCGUCUUCCUGGCCAUCUUGUCCUACUUCGCUCUGCCCAGAAUGGACUUUUUCCAGUACUACCUGGAAAGUAAUGGAUCCAGGCCAGCCGGCAGAGAUGAAGAGAACAAGAUGGACCUUUUGGAAAAAGCUAACAGCAAAAGGGGAUGUUGUGUGACAGACAGCCCAGCACAGAAGAGGCCGGUGGUCAGUCUGACAGAGGAGGAAACCAGGUCCAACAUAUCUGUGUUUGCCAUCUUUAAACGGAUCUGGGUAAUGGCCCUUUCUGUGUGCUUCGUGUUCACCAUCACCAUCGGAACAUUCCCUGCAGUCACAGUUGACGUCAGGUCCACCGUGGCCGAUGGGGGAGCCUGGGAUAAAUACUUCAUCCCUGUGUCGUGUUUCCUGCUCUUCAAUGUGAUGGACUGGGCAGGCAGAAGUCUGACGGCCGUGUGUAUGUGGCCCGGUAAGGACAGCAUCAUCCUGCCAGUCAUGGUGGGUCUCCGUGUGGUCUUCGUGCCUCUCUUCAUGCUGUGUAACGUCCAGCCCAGGAACUACCUGCCCGUGCCGUUCGCCCACGACGCCUGGUACAUCCUCUUCAUGAUCUUCUUCUCCUUCAGCAACGGAUACCUGGCCAGCCUCUGCAUGUGCUUCGGACCAAAGAAAGUGGCACAACAUGAAGCGGAGACAGCCGGCGCCAUCAUGGCGUUCUUCCUGUCUCUGGGUUUGGCUCUGGGUGCAGCCCUGUCCUUCGUCUUCAGAAUCAUUAUCUAGACCCAAAACACCCCUGAACACUUUCUUCUAACCAACCUGCCGUGGAGGAAGUGAUGGGGGUUGGAGGAGGUGGUGAACUUUUCUGUUAAUUGAUUUGUUCUUCUCACACGGGAGCAACGCUAGUACACUCAAAGCAGCCAGCCUCUGAGAGUCCCCUCCUGCCACUGACUGAUGAUACUCUUUCAUUAUGAAAGAAUGCAAAGUUCAUCUAGUUAAGCUGCCUAUGUUACUGCUCUCAUAUCUUGUUCUAGUUGCCAACAUCUAUAAUGUCUCUCUCAUCCUCCAAGGACCAUGGUGGAAGACAGGAGUUCUCUCCACUCAAGGGAUUAUUUCAGUUUAUUGAUCAAAAUGCCGCUAUGAGCCGUGUAUAUUUAUAUGGAUUGUGAAACUACCUGGAUUCUUAUGUCUUGGUGUGUUAUCAUUGAAUUGUAUAGGCAUUCUAAAUCUCAAUGGAGUUUUACCAGCCUACGUCAGUGUGUAAAUGCUCAUUGUGGUAUAGCCUUGCCAUGUAAAAGUAUUUUAUAGUAUUUGAAUAUCUUUACCACAGUGACAUAUGUAGCUAUUAAUUACAUGUUGUGCUAGUGAACGGCGAGGGUAGGAGAGUUUGUAAAACUCACCUCAUUUGUUCUGCCAGUUUGCCAUUUUGUUUUUUUAUUAUCAAAACAUUUUGUAUCAGAUCUAGUUCUGAGUGCUCUAUUUUAAAACCGGAUUGGCACAAGUUAAAUUUGCCUGGUUCGUCUCAAUCAGGUUGUUUUUAUGAAUAAAAAAAAAAAAUGCACGUGCCGAGGGCUUUACAGUAUGACAAAAUAUUUUGCUGUGCAACCUUUUUAAUUUCGGCGCACCAGUGCAACAAACGUGUGUGUGUGUUCAUAAAAUGAAUAAGGCUUUGCUCUACUGUUGUUUCCCAAGCGCAUAAUCGUUAGCGUCAUGCUUGCACCAUUACUACAGCGAAAACGCCUUGUUUCUAGCCCGAACAGUUCGAAAUAUCUUUGGCCCAUAUUACUGGUGGAACGUUUUUUAAAUCUUCCUGUAAAGGACUGGGGGGCCGCAUUUUAUUCAUAAACUGUUCUAAAACUCUUUGUGGGCCGUGUACCAUUUGUUUUACACCUUGUUCAGUCAUGGUUGUUACCUCAUUAGCUAGCUAGCCAACAACCUGGUAACUUUACCGGUAUAGCCAAACAUUUGGGGGCACCGAAAGAAAAGGAUAGCUUUUUCAGGAGUUCAAUGAUCAUAGCAAAGAAUAAAUGGCCGAUUUCUUACCUCAUCACAAACUUGACAUUUCUAAAGAGACCUUGAAAAAUGUAAUGUAAUUCAUCUCAAUAGGAAAAUGGUGCUUUUACAUAAUGUAGAAGCCUCUUUCCACAAUUGACUUUAACAUUUCAAUGAACAGAUGUAUUUAUAGGGUUACAUACUGGGCACUAGGUAUCCUAGCUGUUUAGAUCAUUCGGCCGUAACCAAGAUUGCAAGUUCGAGUCCCUGAGACUAAGUGAAAUCUGUCUGUGCCCUUAAGGCACUUUUGCUCAUUUAAGUCACUCUGGAUAAGAGCUUUGCUAAAUUAGAGGUCAAUGUGCUUCAGACUUAGCAAGAAUUCAUAUUGGAUAGAUCUCAAAUUAUAUAUAAAAAUGUUCUGGUGCUCCAGUGGUACUGAAUGUUAUUUUAGAGCCCUGAAUGUGCCUGUUGCAAUUGACUUAUUUUUAUAACCCAUUCUCCAAUAUGCAUCCUAUUAACAGCAAUUUGCAUCCCAACAGCACAAUGUCUUCUCAUCCUGAUUGGAAUGAAAGUCUGAUCCAGAAAGUUACACUACAAAAUGAAGCAGUCCUGUAAAAACAUUUGGUAUUUAAGACACUCUACCUGCACUGAAAUGUAAAAUGAUUGAAGUUUCAAAAACAGAUCUAACCACAUGUGUAGCAUUUGUGAACAUGAAAAUAUUGCAUUGCAACAAGUGUUUGACUUCUUUAAAGCUUUUAUAUAAAAUUGUC